CGGUGCGGUGCGGUGCGGCGCGGCGGCGAGGCCGGACUGACUUCCAUGAUGCUGAGAGGAGUUGCUCACGGUGCAAAAGAAACAUUCACUCUUCUGUUGACAAGAUCUCCGAGCUCUAACACGGGACUAAAGUUUUCAUCAGCAUGGCCUGAUGUAGCAAACAGAAGCUUCCUAACACAUUCCAAUUACACAACUGAUACCAAGUCAAGAGAGGAAAAUAAAAAAACCCUUGAGAAUCUCUACAGUUUGUCAGUUGACAUCACGAAGAUACGCAGACUGAAGGAAUGGGUCCUUCUCCAGGACGUGGCCUAUGUUAAAGAAAUUGCUGGUAUCUUACAGGAAAUGGGAGCAGAUGGGACCACUGUAGCCAGCAUUAUAGAACGCUGCCCCGAGGCAAUUCUCCACACCCCAGCAGAGAUAAACGCUCAAAGAGCUUUAUGGCAGUUAGUAUGCCAGAAUGAAAAACAGCUGAUUAAAUUAAUAGAGCAAUUUCCAGAGUCCUUUUUUACUACUGAGUAUCAGCAGAACCAGAAGGCAAACAUACUGUUUUUUCAAGAGCUGGGACUUAAGAAUAAUAUAAUCACCAGGUUCUUGACAAGUGCACCCAAUAUUUUCUACAACCCUGUUGAGAAAAACAAAAAUGUGAUAGAGACAUUACAAAGAAAUUAUUUAAAUUUAGGGGGCUCUGAAGCAAAUAUGAAGAUCUGGAUUCUAAAGCUAUUGAGCCAAAAUCCAUUUAUUUUAUUAAAUACUUCCACUGCAAUCCAGGAGAACUUGGAAUUUCUCCAAAAGAAUUAUUUCACUGACCAGGAAGUUCUACAGCUGCUGUCCAAACUCAAAGGCUUCAUUUUUCAACUUAAUUCUACCACUAUGCAGAAGAGUAUGCUUUUCUCCAAAAACAUCUUCAAGUGCAGUGAUCAAGAACUAAAACAACUAGUACUGAAAUGCCCAGCCCUUCUCUACUAUCCUGUCACAGUUUUGGAAGAAAGACUUGAAGGACUACUGAAGGAAGGAAUUUCUAUAGCACAGAUAAGAGAGACACCAAUGGUGCUGGAAUUGACAACACAAAUUGUUCAGUAUCGAAUUAAAAAGCUCUCUGCGUUAGGAUAUGAUAUAAAGAGUGGAAAUCUAGAAAGCUUGAACGGUACUAAAAAAGAUUUUGAAGUCACUUACGGUAAGAUACAAUCAAAGAAGGAGAGACCAAUUUUUAAUCCUGUUGCUCCUCUACACAUUGAAGAUUAAUGUGAACGCUGUUCUUCAAGUUAUGCAAAAGCAAAUUAAAAGGCAAGUUGAUUAUUUGAGAAGAGAUGGAGCAAAAGCAAUCUUAAUCAAGACUGUAGUCUUACACUGUACUUUGUUCAGGAGGGGGUCUUAGAUACAACUUCGUUAUACAAUCACAGUGUUGUAAUACUUUAAAAUAUCAUCAUAGAAGUUACAGUUAUGAUAAAGGUUGCCUUUUUUUAAGAGUACCUCAGAUGUGACAUUUUCUUACCUGACAGGGCAUUAACUGCCUUAGAUUUUCAGCUCUGUCACUGCACAGUCCAGCCUGUGGUAGUGAUUAGCACAAUUUUUAUCUAAGGAAGACAAAAGGAAGAUGAUUUUUCCAGUGGUGUUCAUCAGUCGGCUGGUUUGCUGUCUUCAGGAAACACCCUUGGAGUUCUUUUCCUUAUUGCUGAAGUAGCUCUAGCUCCUGGAUCCUGACCUGCAACAGACUGGAUUUCUUGGACAGCAAAGCCCUGUCCUGAGAACAGGGGCUGGACAUAAUAUUUUUUUAUUAACUGAGACCCUAGUAUCUUUGUGUACAAACCAUAAUGCAAAAGAAACUACAAGAUGAUAACAUUUAUAUUUCUGAGACUUCAAAAUUUACUUAUUUUUUCAAAUGGUGUGGGAGAGAAAGAAAUACAUUUAUUGCUAUUGUAUAGUUCUUAAUCUCUUCUAGCAAGGUUUGGCAACAAGACAGAUUAAGGAGAGACUCAAGUCUCAAAUGAUGGCAGGAGAAAAGAGAAAGUUAUGCUUUUCUAUUAGGUGCAACAAAAUUCUAGUCUGUAAACCACUGGUGAUUAAACAUGACUACCAGAUUUGCAAACA
Molecule: messenger RNA, 2088 nt
Organism: Melospiza georgiana
Lineage: Eukaryota; Metazoa; Chordata; Aves; Passeriformes; Passerellidae
Gene: MTERF2
Product: mitochondrial transcription termination factor 2
Exons: 2
Coding region: 46-1242 (398 amino acids)
Biological process (GO): regulation of DNA-templated transcription; termination of mitochondrial transcription
Cellular component (GO): mitochondrial matrix
Molecular function (GO): double-stranded DNA binding
Source: RefSeq, a predicted model, not a curated record